AUGGGGGAUAGAAAACAAGAAGUAGCACCCGGUUGCGAACGGGAUUCAAAGGACGUUGGAGAAGCAACGAGUGGUCUUUCAACUGACGAUGUGCAUGCCGAAGGCUACGCGCCGGAGGCAACAACAAACCAAAAUAUGGCUGCAGCGGAGCAGACCCAAGAACAAGAAACCCAUAUUAACACUGGCGCUAACUGGGAGGAAUUUAGCAACACAGUUAUAGCGGCGGAUCGUUUUGAUCCAAUGGAGGAGCAAGUCUAUUAUUACCAGGAUGAGGACGGCAAUUAUUAUUGCUAUACAAACCCACAGUUAGUGGCUGAGAGCGAGACAUAUGAUAGUGCCCACACCCAUGUCGCGCGUGAUAGUUUGGCUAGAUAUCACGAGUACAUUAACUGGAGGCCACGCAAAUAUGCCUUUCCCAUCGACGUUAUAGUCUAUACAUUUGUAUCCAAUGCGUAUAAGCUGUAUCUCAGUCUUCUUCUUUAUUCCGCGGGAGUACUCAUUAUUCUAACAGGCUUGGACUAUACUUUCUCUGUGGUGUAUCAUAUUUACAACCCACCGUCCAAAGAAAAACAGGUCAUGCAGGUGAUCUGUUUCUUAUCGAUGUUUUUCUACCUCACCUUUGCCAUAGUGAACAUCAUAUGCGUGAUGCUAGACAUGCUAACCAAUAUUUGGUCGCAAAAACUUGAUGAUAUUCAGUUUUGGGGCAUGUCACAUAUGUGUAUCUCAAAGCGGAAACCACCGUAUCUGGUGUACUUGACGAUUUUUAUAGCAACGGUCAUCCUACCACUAAUAUGGAGUGUUGUUGAUGCCGCUUCAAGCAAUAAUACAGCACUGUAUUGGUUACAGUGCUACGCAGCGGUUGCGGUCAUCGUUGCUGUAUUUAUGGUGAUAGUGUGUUAUGUGUGGUUCUACUGGCGAUCUAUAGUAUACAAGAGCUCGGCUUUACGCAAAUACAAGAAACGAGACGAAUUUCCUUAUCGCAAGGAGGCAUACAAACAUCAUCCCGAGAAAAUGAGAAAAACUCACUGGUAUCAUGCUCAGACUGUUCUGGAGGAAUUCGGUUUUGACAGGAUAUCUGUGAGAUGUGAUUCGAUCGUCUUCACAGUUGGGUGCGUCCCACUUUUUGCCAUGUGCGCUGUUCAGGUCUUGAGCACAUACACAGGGGAUCCGUCGGUGCUGUGGGCUGCUAUUGCUUCAUUAGCGCUUGUCUGUAUCUAUACCGUUACUUGGCUCUCUUUAUUUCAGAGGAAAAAUCAUUGGUACAUUUAUAUGACUCUCUUAUUAAAUUUUGCUUUCCUUAUCUUUGGCAUAAUUGGGGGUCUCAGCACCGGGGAGCCAUCCAUGGCUGGAGUCGUAGUUUUACUCUGGUUUAUAUCCCAAUACAUGCUGAUUCGUAGGCGGAUACAUUCACUGUCGGAUAAGGAACUGCGCACGAUGCUAGAAAUUCCGCCGGAUUACAAAGCUGAAGAAGAGAGACAUAAAGUAAAGAUAAAUUCAUAUUUAUUUUGUUGCAAUGAUGUCAUCUUAGAUUAUGCCAGUUGCUCAAGCAAGAUGUACUUUCAGCAUAAGCAUCCCGAUGUCCGUGCUGCGGAGGAAAGCCGUAACAUUGAUCGAAUGGCCCUGAGAAGCGAUCAGAAAGUGCUCCUAGUAUGGUGGUUCUUUGUCUUCUUUGCUGUUGCAUUCGUCAUUGGGGUGGGUAAUACUGUUCGGUAUAUGCCCAAGGGUAAUAUUGCGCAACUAGCGAGUGCAGUGCAAGCGGGAACUGAUCCUAAUUCUCCUGUAUGUCAGGUGGUGUACAAUAGUAAUGGCAAUGCCCCACUCAAACUCUACGAUUUGGCGUUGCUAAGUGCAUUAUCUUUCACCUAUUCAACGUUCAGUGAUAAUGACUUCGCUACGUGGUUUUCGCACCGGAAGGAUUUUACGCGCGUUUACCCCAAGAAACUCCCUCCUACGCUUGACUACCAAACCGAUGGAACAGCUAUUCGUUAUUCUGUUUAUAACGACAAUUCAUCAAGUUUCUACAUUAUCACGCUCAAUUCCAACAGUAGAGGUCUGUCUGUUUUUCGCAACAUGAAUGAUUGGGGUGAGUCAAUUGUUUUACGAGUUGCGGAAGCUAUCACUCCCUUAAUAAGCCUCUGGCCAGACAGCUACAAGAAAGGUUUUGUUCAGAAUGCAAAGUUUUUCAAGGAUUGGUUCCCUCGCUCAAAUAACCUUGAUAAUGUGAGAAAGACUAUUGAACUCCUCAUUGAGAAGGGGUUUAUGAAGAAUAUUCUCUUAGUGGGUGAUCAAUUCAAUGGGGGCUAUGCUAAAUUGCUUUCGGACGAAUACAACAUCCCUUUCUUUGCUUUUAACUCCCCUGGAGUAGGGUAUAAACUUUCAUCUAUGGUCAAUGGCUCACAGAUAUCUGCGGUGCGGGGGUUGUGGUCGUAUGUGGAUUCUCUAGAGGAUUCUGGUAUAGCCAUGCGUUAUCCAUGCGCCAGUUCCCAUUCUUCAGCUAAUUGUACUCGAAUAACCGCUGUCAUUGACUACAUUUACAAUCUUUGUGGUGAUCCUUACAGGAGAAUCAUUCGAAAUAUUUAG
This is a messenger RNA of Phytomonas sp. EM1, 2580 nucleotides long. NCBI's taxonomy places the organism in Eukaryota, Euglenozoa, Kinetoplastea, Trypanosomatida, Trypanosomatidae. The record is from the annotation of a GenBank genome assembly.